Suillus paluster is the source of this 519-nucleotide messenger RNA. RefSeq lists its product as uncharacterized. Lineage: Eukaryota; Fungi; Basidiomycota; Agaricomycetes; Boletales; Suillaceae. The transcript is spliced from 3 exons. The coding region runs from base 1 to 519 and encodes 172 amino acids. The record is from RefSeq and is a predicted model, not a curated record.
AUGUCGAUGCUCACUCGUAGCACUGAGCCAGACAUCAUCACAUUUCCAGGUGGCAUCCACCCAAGGAAAUCUAUUCUUGUCUGGCAGGUCCCAUACCACAUGACCCCCAGUACCUCAUCUUUGAGCUGCCCCUCCACCACCUUCUACACCAGCCUUCUAGAGGAGCCGUCUUUGUGUUCAUUCCGAUCCGGCUGGCUUGAGGCUCUUGCCAAUCUUGUGCAAGGCCCGGCACUGACUACAGAUGCUGUAUCUAAAGUGGCCACGGAUAUCGAGCCAGAGAAGGAGUGCUUGGGAAAGAGUUCACCCUUCACCUGGUAUUCUUUCAUUUCCCUACCUAUGGUACCCAGUAUCUUUCUCCCCCUCCUCCUCCCCCCCUUAAUAUUACUUGGCUCGUUCUGUCUGUUAGGUACCGUGCUGGCUCAAGAGGCAGAGGGGUCAGGGCUUGGCUUCAGCUCUUGCACUGCGCCCUUAGCUGAGAUGAAUGGACCACUUGGGUCCGCUUUGAGGGUCGGGGAGUAA